GUCACCGGGGCUUCUCUGAGUCUGAAUAGGUCUCCGCCGCACACACACUCCCUUCUCUGAACAGGUCUCCGCCGCACACACUCCCUUCUCCUGUUCCACGGCUACAUGCUAACUCAUAAACUCUGUAGCACUACUGCUAGCCUCGGCUCGCUGCUUCAUUUCAUUAAGAAGCGUUCGCGCUGAUUUGUUUCACAGUCUUCAAACAUGUCUAAAGGCAACCUUCCAACGGACAAGACAAUACGUUCACAGUAAAGUUACUUGAGGAUGGAGCUGUCUGUCCGGCUGGUGGUGCUGCAGCAGCUGUGGGAGGGCUGCGGGGUCAGCACGGUGCAGCAGGGGGGGCAGCAGCUGGGGGGGCUGCUGCUGCUCUGCCUGGCCUGCAGACUCUGUUUCAGACUGGGAGGUGAGUCCACUGUGAAGCAUGUAGUGUCCGUGCUGGCGGGGGUGUACGGCCUCUUCCUGUUCUUCCAGCUGCACAUGCUGUGGGUGCUUCUGCUCAGUGUGCUCUGCUACCUGGUUCUGCUCCUCAGCCAACACUCCAGCAGCAGAGGCGUCUUCCUCUCUGUCUUCAUCCUCAUCUACCUCCUUGUUGGAGAGUUGCAUCUGAUUGACAUGGUGACCUGGCAUAAAAUAAGAGGCUCUCAGAUGGUGGUGGCCAUGAAGGCCAUCUCUCUGGCCUUUGACCUGGACAGGGGGGCCGUGAGCUGCCUGCCCUCCCCAGCUCAGUUCCUGGGCUACGUUCUCUUUGUGGGCACUGUAGUGUUCGGCCCUUGGAUAAGCUUCUCCACUUAUCAGAACGCCAUUGAGGGCAAAAAGCUGAGCUGGCGCUGGCUGGGCAGCUCCUCCCUCUGCCUCCUGAAGAGUCAGGUCUGCCUGCUGGUCUCCACCUGCGUCGCCCCCUACCUCUUCCCUCUGUUCAUCCCCAUCCAUGGAAACACAAUCACACAGAAGUGGCUGCAUGCGUAUGAGAACGCAGUGUCCUUCCACUUCAGUAACUACUUUGUGGGUCACCUCAGUGAAGGCACCAGCAUGCUGGCUGGAGCGGGGGCCACUGAAGAGAAGGACCACAUCAGAUGGGACAUGAGUGUGGUAAAGCCUCUCAGUGUGGAGAUGCCCCGCUCCAUGGUGCUGGUGGUGACUUCCUGGAACAUUCCCAUGUCUCGAUGGCUGAAAACCUAUGCCUUUAAAAACGCCAUGAAACUGGGGACUUUUCCUGCCAUCCUGGUGACAUACACAGCCAGCGCUCUGCUGCAUGGGCUGAGCUUCCAUCUGGGCGCUGUGCUGCUGUCUCUGGGCUUCAUCACAUAUGUGGAACAUGUUCUGAGAAAAAAGCUUGCCUCCAUCUUCAGUGCCUGUGUCCUCUCCAGGCCCUGCCCCCCCGACUGCAGCCAUCAGCACAAGAAGGACUACUGGGUGAUGUUGCUGAACCUGGUUUUCAGCCUCCUGGCCAUCUUCCACCUCACCUACCUGGGCUCUAUGUUUGAUCCUGGACUUGACGAACAGGAAGUAGAAGAGGGUUACACUGCCAUCCACACCGUCCAGAGGUGGUCCGAACUGAACUGGGCCAGUCACUGGGUCAUGUUGGCAUGCUGGGUCUUCUACCGUUUGAUCCUGUGACGUGACGGAAGCAGACACCAAAUACUUCAUAAUGCAGUGGGGUUGUGUGGGGAGGGUCACAGACAGAGUUACUGAGCACAGAGGAACCACCUUAUUACACUGUAUGAGUGGAGAUGAACUGCAGAAAAUGAUCCAUUGAUUUGAUUCCAUUGACAGUAUGAAGCAUAGAACAGGUGAACUGUAUAUACUGUACACACAUAUACUGUAUGCUGUAGAAUUAGUCUUGCUGUUAUGUUGCUGAGGUCCUUCUCCAAAAGCAUUUCAGCAGUUUAGCAUGCUUAGACUGAUGAACAUUUAUUAAGGGUCCAUAACAUUUCAUAUGUUCUUCUGUUACAACUUUUUAUUACAGCUGCUAUGUGUUUAUUAUUAUUAUUAUUACUUCUUCUCUUAAAUGGUUCCUAACUGCAGAUAGCAUGGUGACAGACUGACAACCUGAACUCUGGUAUUAUAUUGUUUUCUAUCUUUUAUUAUAAUCACCUACCUCAUUAAAAAAACUUGGUGAAUAAUCAUA
This is a messenger RNA of Trematomus bernacchii (emerald rockcod), 2128 nucleotides long. Its product is annotated as protein-serine O-palmitoleoyltransferase porcupine-like. Gene Ontology annotation, cellular component: membrane; endoplasmic reticulum. Gene Ontology annotation, biological process: lipid modification; protein palmitoylation; canonical Wnt signaling pathway. NCBI's taxonomy places the organism in Eukaryota, Metazoa, Chordata, Actinopteri, Perciformes, Nototheniidae. The record is from RefSeq and is a predicted model, not a curated record. Gene Ontology annotation, molecular function: Wnt-protein binding; palmitoleoyltransferase activity. The coding region runs from base 265 to 1617 and encodes 450 amino acids. The transcript is spliced from 13 exons.